Messenger RNA from Dendronephthya gigantea, 3719 nucleotides. Its product is annotated as band 3 anion transport protein-like. NCBI's taxonomy places the organism in Eukaryota, Metazoa, Cnidaria, Anthozoa, Malacalcyonacea, Nephtheidae. Gene Ontology annotation, cellular component: plasma membrane. Gene Ontology annotation, molecular function: solute:inorganic anion antiporter activity; monoatomic anion transmembrane transporter activity. Bases 242 to 3574 code for a protein of 1110 amino acids. The record is from RefSeq and is a predicted model, not a curated record. Gene Ontology annotation, biological process: monoatomic anion transport; transmembrane transport; monoatomic ion homeostasis. The transcript is spliced from 15 exons.
AAGGCGGCAUGACGUUGCAAAAUAUAUGGGCAUAAACGCGUGCAAGCUGCAUAGCCUCUCUACAUAAUUCUGUACUAUGUACAUGGUUUAUUUAUCAAGGAUUUGAAAUAAAAAUCCUUUCAAAAAAAAGUCAAACUGAACUAGCGGCAUUCACUCAUAUAGUCACAUAGAGGUACAGACAAUAUUGCGGAUGCACAAAUAUAUAUAGAUAUAUGUAAAAAGAGGUUUACUGCUUGGGACCAUGUCGCAUACAAAGAGGGCUGUUGAGCCUGAAAAUGUUGAGUUAUCAUCAUAUUCCACUUCUGAAUUAAAACCAGAAAGUAAUGGAGAAGAUUCUAAUAUGUCACACAUGGCUGAGUUGCAAGCUGAACCAGGAGGCGUUAUACAAGAAGUUCCUGAGAUAAUUGUGCAUCCUUCCAAAGAACCACCUCACAAAAUUCCAGAAAAGAUGAAAAAAUCUGUUCAAGCUCCUCGGAUAUCCUUCAAGUCAGAAAAUGAACAAGUUUUUAUUGAAUUAUUGCAACUGGACUCUAGUGGUCUGUACUGGCAGGAGAAAGCCAGAUGGAUAAGAUAUGAAGAAAAUGUUGAACCAAGUGGAAAUUGGGGACGACCGUUUCUUUCUUAUAUUGAUUGUGAAAGUUUACGACACCUGAGACACACUGUAGAACAGGGUUUGGUAUCACUUGGCAGUGUCAGCGAUGGUGGAUUCACCAUAUCUUACACCAUAUCCAACAUGUUGGUACUUGGUGGUCAUGCAGAAGCUCGACAUCGUGUACGCUUACGACAAAUCAUGACACUUCCACGCAUGCAUCAAGGUGAAUCUCAGUCGCGAUUUCGGAAGAAGGUCCACUAUAGACGAAAAUUUCUACGAAUUUUCCUUGAAAAAAGAGAGCAAAUGUUUGCUCGUGCAUGGGAGAUGUCAGAUAAUGAAGUACGUAAUCGUUGGGUGAGGCUGGCUCGAAUGGCCUUAGAUCAACAUCGGAAGCAAAAUCCUAAUCCUGUAAAAGUUAGGGCAGAAGAAGUGGCAAGGGAAUGGUGUCCAGAAAAAUAUCUAUUCGAUGAAAAUGGUGCUAUGCGCGUAAACAGUACUAGUACUAGCACUCGUAACCUGUUAAAAACAGAAACCCAUGCUGAUCGUCUCAGUGUUGCCUCAGAAUUUUCAAAUGUUUCUUAUCUGAUAAACAUGGAUUAUGAGACAACACGAGAGCGAGGUCUACCUAUGACAAGUGAUCAAAUAAAACUGAAGAAAAUCCUUCAUCCGAACACUAAAGGUAUAUUAAUACUUCAUGCACCCGUCGACUUCUUAAAAAGAGAUGAGUUUAUUUCGGCAUUCGUUCGCUAUCCCAACGAUAAACCUAUAGUGGACUCCUUGGAACUUAACUUGCCUGUGAAGUUUAUGUUUAUAUUGUUUUCAUCUAAACAUGCAGUUCGGACAGAUGGCUAUCAAAUGUGUCGUACGAUGGGCACUUUAUUUCAUGACAAGGCCUUCAGACGUUGUGCCUACGAAGCCAAAACGUGCCAAGACAUAACAAAAGCUUUCUUCACGUUUAUUGAUGGGAGUGUAAUGUUGCCUCCGGGAGACUGGAGACCUGACCUGCUGACUCCAAUUGCUGAGGCUAUUUCCGGCAUUACUCGUAAAAAAAAUGCGUUAAGAAAGUUUAAACAUCGAGAUGGAAAACAACUUUGGAGAAUUGUCCGUACAAAAAUCCGUGUUAUUGCUAUGAUGAAAAAUAUGGUUCAGAGCAAACAUGCGCUGUUAGAAAACAACGAUGACCAUAUUGAAAAGGAACAUGAAGUAUCCAGCACGCAAGGAUUAUUUCCCAGGAGAGGAGACUGUCCAUUGAUGAAUAAAUUUUGUGCGAUACGUCGGAGGAUAACACGCAAACACUGUUCGAAACGUAAAAAGAAAGUUGACGAAAGUUUAAGCGAUUCGAAUUCCAGUAGCAGUGAAAGUGAGGAAAUUGAAAAGAUCGAGGUUCAUCCAUUACACCCAGAUGGUCGAUGGUUUGGUGGUUUACGACGUGAAAUUACUAAACGUUAUCCGAUCUACGUCUCUGAUAUCAAAGACGGACUGCAUAUACAAUGUUUGGCUACGAUAUUAUACUUAGCAAUCAGUUUGAUCGCGAUGUGUUUAACAUAUGGCCAGGUUAUUUCUAAGUACACUAAAGGUUAUAUUGGCGCUUCAGAGAUGCUAUUUGGUACAGCUAUAUCAUGUGUAUUAAUGGCCGCCCUUGGUACAGAGCCUUUAGCUGUAAUAGCAGGAACAGCAGCAAUGAUGAUUUUUGAAAGUUCGACCUACCAGGUUUCGAGUUCGAUGAAGUUGGACUUCAUGCAAGUUCGCUGGUUGACCGGCAUGUGGAUAUUUCUAUUUCUUAUUAUCAUCCUGGCUUUUGAUAAAGCGCACUGGAUUCAUUACUGCACUAGAUUUACGGAGGAAAUUCUUCAUGUCCUUGUCGCUUUGCUGUUUAUGUACGAAGGAAUUAAAAAUCUAAUUAAGGUUUAUGAAAAACAUCCAUUGCGCGAAGAAUACGUAAUUAAUGCUAAUGUUUCCGGUGGUUUCACUGCUGAUAAACCAAACACAGCGCUUCUGUAUACCAUCAUAAUGUUCGCUACGUUUGGUUUGGCUUUAGGAUUUCGCUUGUUUGAGAAAACACGCUUCUUCUCUCCGAGGGUUCGUCGUUUAUUGAAUUUCUUCAGUAUCCCUGUGGCUGUAAAUGUGAUGAAUGGCAUUGUUUACGCUGUUGAUGUUUAUCUUAAUACAAUCCAUAUUCCUGAAAGGCUGAAACUGACCUCGCCCGACAAGAGAGGCCGUUUCGUUUUACCAGAUGGAGAUAAGAUGUUCCAAGGAAGUAUUUCAUACUGGAUUAUUCCAAUUUCUAUUGCUCCUGCUGUGCUCACUGUCAUACUAUUGUUUAUUGAGAGUGAAGUUACUCUGCUGGAUUGUUUUAAGGAAACUCGUGGCAGAAAAGGAUCAGGAUUUCACACAAACCUUCUUGUUGUUGCGAUCAUGGUUUUAAUUUCUUCAUUUCUUGGGUUACCCUGGAUGUGUUUGGCCGCUGUCGAGACGUCUGUCCACUUGGACAGUUUGAAAGUUUGGAGCAGUUUCGAUGCACCGGGAGUUAAAAGUCACGUGGUUAAAAUACGAGAACAAAGAUUAACGUUGUUUUUUACUGGAAUUUUGAUUGGUUUAUCAUCAUUCCUGAGUUUCUAUUUGGAUCAAAUUCCUGAAGCAGUAUUAUCUGGCGUGGUUUUAUACAUGGGUGUCGUUGCAUUAUUUGGAGUUCAAAUGAUCGAAAGGUUUUUCCUCAUGUUUAUGGCGCCAGGGCAGCAUCCAGAUAUACCUUACUUGAAAAAUGUACCAUUAUCCAAAGUUUAUUUAUUCACCAUCAUUCAAGUGGGUUGUGUGGUUAUUCUUUGGAUCGUGAAGAGUAUUAAAGAUGUGGCGGCAAUUUUCCCUUUGGUGGUUUUAUUAAUGAUUCCACUGCGGGCUUUACUUGGGAGAGUUUUCAGCAUAGAGCAUAUUGAGCAGCUUGAUAACGAGGAAGACGAAGAAGGUCAUGGUCCACUUGACUGAAGGCAGCAUGUAAAAACUCUAGUAGACUAUCAAGAACCAUCAUUAUAUUUUUACUGUUGAUAAAAAAAUUUUAACUUUAAUAGAAGCAUAUAUACUAAUUUACGCACAUGCAUUUACAAACAGACAUGAAAAAAUAUUUGACACA